Ceratitis capitata (Mediterranean fruit fly) is the source of this 3891-nucleotide messenger RNA. RefSeq names its product rhophilin-2 (gene Rhp). Bases 1581 to 3800 code for a protein of 739 amino acids. The record is from RefSeq and is a predicted model, not a curated record. Gene Ontology annotation, molecular function: protein binding. Lineage: Eukaryota; Metazoa; Arthropoda; Insecta; Diptera; Tephritidae. The transcript has 14 exons. Gene Ontology annotation, biological process: negative regulation of stress fiber assembly; signal transduction.
GAAUCAGCGACAAUAGCGGACGUGGAAAGUCGAUACGUCGGCGGUUGUAUCAACAAGUGACCUUUUUCAUACCAACUUUACCACCAUACAUACCCACACAUACACGCAGAUACAUACAUACAUACAUUUCGUGUCGUACUUCGUCUCAUACACACGGUGAUAUAAACAUAUUUACAAGUGGUUUUCAAAUAAACAGAAAAAAAAAAAAAAAAAAAAAAUUGAAGCAAAAAAGAGCGCCCUCUGGCUCUGUGGGUCUGCAGCGGUAUAUUGAAUUCUACUCAAUUCAGUUGUGUUACAGUUUUGAGUUGGAGAAAAAUAUAAAAAAAAAGAGAAAAACAACAACAGUAAAUGAAAUUAUGCAGAUGAUUUUUGUAUAAAAUAAUAAUAAUAAUGAUAACAAUAAUAACAGUCGCAAAGUGCAUAGAGCGUAUUUAUGUACAUAUUUAUACGUGGAAAAUAGUGCAACAACUGCAAUAACAACAAAAGAAUAACUGUGAGUUUAUUUGGGAAAAGUGAUUUAAUUCACCGGAAGUUCACUUACCAAGAACCGUAUCAUGUAAUCUACACAUAUUAAAACAUGAAAUGCGGUCGUUGUUGUUGUACAUCAUAAAUAUUCGAUAAAGAAUAACAAUUUGCCAAACGAAUAAAAAUUCGCAAAGCAACGUCUCACGCAUGCGUUCGCGCUUAGAGCAUCACGUGCGCGUUUCCGCUGUUCCAAUGCAUGUUUUUCAAUGUUUGAGCACUUAAACUUGGUGUGUUUUGUGCAUGAUUUUGUGUGCAAAUUUAUGGAAAGUAAUUCAAAUAAAAAAAAAUUGAGGUUAUAAUUAAAUACAUAUGUAUAAUUAGAGAAGUUUGUUUAAGAAGUCAAAAGAAAAAAUAAGAGAAAAAAAUACAAAGAAAAAAUAAAAAUUAGAAAGGAAAAUUGGCAAAAAUUGAAAACGAGUAUUAAGUGAAUUUUUAGUGCAGAAAUAUACAUACAUACUCGUAAGUGAGCAAGAAACCAUUGGUAUAAUUUUUUUUAAAUAUUUUUAACUGCAACAAAGUGAGUGCAUACAAAAUAGUGCAGCUCCCGUGCAGCGUGCGCUGAAAGUGAAUACUACACGCAUUCAAACAUUCAUACCUGCAUACAUACACGCGAAUAAGUUAAGAUAAAAGUGUGCGUGCGAGUGCAUAAAAUUGCAUUUACAUACAUACAUACAUAUACAUACUUGCAUCGCACACAACAAGGAAGACGGUGAACAAGUGCACAAUCGGCCGCUGCCGAGUGAGAGUGAAAAAUCAUUGGCGUCCGUCCAUUGCGGAACUUUAUAGUGUAUGUACAUAUAUAUCUGCUUUCGAACAGCAGCCGCAAUAUUAAAGCGAAGAAAAAAAACAAACAAAAAAAAACAAAUAAAAAACAAUAAAAUACGCGUCGGUAGCAGUUAACACAGCACGCGAAUAACUUGUAUUUAUUGAACGAACUUAGUUAGUUUAGUAGCGCCAACAGAAUAGCAUAACGGUAUUGGUGAGCAAGCUAACAGCAUCUUCUACUAUACCUUGAGCUUUUGCUAACAAGUAAUCAUAAUUACAAUAACAACAACAUGGAUAGUACAUCUUCAUCACCAAGCACAGCCGAUACGGCCAACAGUAGUGGCGGCAGCAGCAGCAGCAGCAACAGCAACAGCAGCAGCAACAACUCAGAUGCCAAUUUAUCGUUUUGCUUCGUACGGGGUUCCGAUCCACGUGCGGCCACAUGUCGUGGCAAGUUGCAGAGUCGUCGCUGCAAAUUGAAUCAGGAAAUCAAUAAGGAACUACGUUUGCGCGCUGGCGCUGAAAACCUAUUUAAAGCCACCACAAAUCGCAAGCUACGCGACACAGUUGCUCUAGAAUUGAGUUUUGUUAAUUCAAAUUUACAACUAUUGAAAGAACAAUUGGCUGAGUUGAAUUCAUCGGUGGAAAUCUAUCAGAGUGAUAGUCAUGAAAGUGUGAUGCCAAUGAUACCACUUGGCUUGAAGGAGACAAAGGAAAUUAGUUUUAUGGAACCAUUUUCAGAUUUAAUAUUGGAACAUUAUAGUGAAGAGCCGUCCUUGUAUGUGGACGCCAUUGCCGAUAUUACAGAUACCAGACAGGCUUCUAAAACGCCCUCACGUGAUGCCCAGGGCGUGGCUUUGCUUUUCCGUUAUUACAAUUUAUUGUAUUAUGUUGAACGGAGAUUCUUUCCGCCGGAUCGAAAUUUGGGCGUUUACUUUGAGUGGUAUGAUUCGCUAACUGGCGUACCGUCUUGUCAACGCACCAUAGCCUUCGAGAAGGCCUGCACGCUCUUUAAUCUGGGCGCUAUUUACACACAAAUUGGCGCACGUCACGAUCGCACCACCGAAAAGGGUUUAGACGCUGCCGUGGAUAGUUUCCUACGUGCCGCCGGCAUAUUCCGACACAUCUACGAUACAUUCACCAAUGCGCCCUCGAUGGAUCUGAAGCCGCAAGUUCUGGAUGUACUCGUCUCGUUAAUGCUAUCGCAGGCACGUGAAUGUCUCUUCGAGAAGUUGCAGCUGCAAAUUGAGGCACUCGGCCUCACCGAGUCCAGUCAUCUUUUCAAAGACUUGUCCGGCGAAGCGGCGCAGCUGACACUCGAAUAUAAUGAAAUGCACAAAAAUAUACAAAUGAACGAUACACACACAUACUUGCCGGAGUGUUGGGCCGGUCUGGUGCCGCUGAAAGCUGAGUUCUAUAAAGCACUUGCUCACCAUUAUGAGGCGUGUAGCGUUGAUAUUGCCGCCGACAAGUCAUCGCUCAGCACCAAAAAGAGUCAAGCCACCUCACAUGGCGGCACCGCCAACGAGUCAUUUAUCGGUAAUGCGCGGGAGGCGCUACGUGCUGCGGCCGCUGCUUUUGAGGAGAGCGAAGAGGAUGCAGCGAGUGCGACGGCACUGAAACGCGCCCAUUUGAAGGAGUCGCUCGCUAGUCAUGAAGAGACGCAACGCCUGCAGCGUAUGUGCCGCUUUUUGAAGAACAAAUUAAGUCUGACGCAAGUUUUGAAGGAAGCCCAUUAUAAAACACAAGAUGAGUAUGAGAAAUUUCUCGAAGAAGCGCCAGAAAACGAUAUACAGGAGGAUUUUCAUGUGAUAGAAGUUGUCAAUGAAGCCUGUUCAAAAUUCACCCUCACCCUAACCGGUCCCGACUUUACAUCACACAAAGUGGAGGAUCCCUUCAAACGCCUCGGCCCCAUUGCGAUAUUCUCCGCACGUCGUCAUUGGACUGCGCCGCGUUGUGUACGCUUGCAGAAAGGCUCUUCCAUAUAUCAUGAGAAUGCGCACGCACAUUAUCGUUGUCAUUGUCCCACACCAAAUGAAGGACACGAAGUUGGCUGCAGUCAAUACAAAGAGGAGCUGGAGAGUUUCGGUUUUCAUGUGCGUGGCGAUGCGCCGGUUAUUAUAGCUCAUGUGGAAAUUAAUUCUUUGGCGGAUUUGGGCGGUAUUAAGGAAGGCGAUUUUAUUGUGGAAAUUGCUGGCAUCGAUGUCAAAUGGUACUCUCACCAACAGGUGGUGCGCUUAAUACAGUCGUGUGGCAGUACGCUGGAGUUGAAAGUCAUUACGCCAAUGGAUAGGAAUUAUUUAAAGCCCCUAUCAUCGAAAGGCUCCAUUUCCACGCUCUCCGCUGCCAGCUCUUCCGGCGUCUCCUCUGGCUCUUCCAGUCCAACGGGCACAACAACAAAACCCAAGCCACGUUUCAAAACCACAUCGCCGAAGAGCCGCCUGGGCAGUCUAUCAUCAAGUUCAUGGAAUCCGUUUAGACGUACGCCAAGUUUGGCGAAAAUAUUUUGAAAAACCUUCUUAUUAUUUUAUAUUUUAUUAGUUUUGUUCAGAGAUGCUCCACUAACAAAACAAUGCCAUUUCCUUUGGUUGCUAUGGAAAA